AUGCUUGCGAUCCUCUUUGCCGUGUUGAGCCUGGCAGCGGCAGCCUUCGGCUGCGGGAUUCCUGCCUACCCACCUGCUGUGUCUAGAGUCGUAGGGGGGGAAAAUGCAAGACCAUACAGCUGGCCCUGGCAGGCCUCCCUCCAAUACAAAUCGAACGGCAAAUGGUACCACACCUGCGGCGGAACCCUCAUUGCAACCAACUGGGUGAUGACAGCUGCGCACUGCAUCAGUUCUUCUAGGGAAUACCGAGUAUAUCUUGGAAAAUACAACCUAGCCGUUGAGGAACAAGGAUCCAUUGCACUUUCUCCAGAAAAAAUCAUUGUCAAUGGGAACUGGGAUCCCCAGAAUGUUGCAAAUGGGUACGACAUCGCCUUGAUCAAACUCGCAGAACACGUCACCUUGAGUGACCACAUUAGGCUGGCCUGCCUCCCCCCCGCCCAAAGCAUCCUGUUGUCCAACACUGCCUGCUACGUGACAGGGUGGGGAAGACUGCAGACGAACGGAGCUCUGCCAGACGACCUGCAGCAAGGCCUUCUGCUGGUGGUGGAUUACGCAACUUGCUCCAAGCCUAGCUGGUGGGGAAGCACGGUGAAACCCACCAUGGUUUGCGCUGGCGGGGAUGGAAUCACCUCCAGCUGUAAUGGGGACUCUGGUGGCCCACUGAACUGCCAAGGUGCUGACGGCAGGUGGGAAGUACAUGGUAUAGUCAGCUUUGGCUCUGCUUUUGGCUGCAAUUAUUACCAGAAGCCUUCUGUCUUCACUCGGGUCUCCGCUUACAAUAGCUGGAUCCAGCAGACCUUAGCUUCACACUUCCUUCUCCCUGUGACAGUUGUUGAGAUGCUCAACAAACUGUACGUCUGCUUUGACAGCAGGAUUGAGUCUUACGAUGUUUACAAGGUGGAAACCAUUGGCGAUGCCUACAUGGUAGUGAGCGGCCUGCCAGAGCGGAAUGGCACCAAACAUGCUGAUGAGAUUGCCAAAAUGUCUCUGGAUCUGGUGGCAGCAGUUCAUCAGGUCAUUAUCCCUCAUAUGCCAAUGGGCAAACUGCAGCUGCGGGCUGGGAUACACACAGGGCCCUGUGUAGCUGGAGUUGUGGGGUACAAAAUGCCUCGUUAUUGCCUUUUUGGGGACACCGUAAACACAGCCUCCCGCAUGGAGUCCACCAGCUUGCCACAGAAGAUCCACAUCAGUUCUGCUACAUAUGAUGCCCUUCUCACAGAUGAUGCAUAUGAAAUUGAACCGAGAGGAGAAAUUGAAGUCAAGGGCAAAGGGAAAAUGAAAACCUACUGGCUUCUUGGUAACAAGAAUUACAGUGUCCAAAAUGACAGCCUGGUGUGUCACUGGAAUCCAGCAAUCUCCAAGAAAAAGAAGAUGGAAUGUAGCCAGGGAUCUGUCCAACAAGGUAGUGCAGGUGCUGUGGGAGCAGCACUGGCUGAGCAGCGCCCUGCCAUGUCCUGGGAUGAGCUGAGCCCUGACAGUCACUCUCAAGGGAGUGCCAGACCAGCCUGGACCUCCGAGAGUGCCACCCACGGCACAAGCCAAAGGCGGAGGAACGGCCUUCGUCAAAGCUCCCACCAGAGCCUCCAGGAGAACCUCACGUCAUCGGGCUCACCUGCUUUGGGGGAAGGUGCCAAAGGGGCCAGUUUAGAACACAGAGCCCAGCUUGGAGACCAGGGCAUUAAGGCAAUGUGGAAAAAUGAGUUUCUCCCAGGUUUUGUAGAUGAGAUGUGA
This is a messenger RNA of Eurypyga helias (sunbittern), 1731 nucleotides long. RefSeq lists its product as uncharacterized. Lineage: Eukaryota; Metazoa; Chordata; Aves; Eurypygiformes; Eurypygidae. Gene Ontology annotation, biological process: intracellular signal transduction; cyclic nucleotide biosynthetic process; proteolysis. The coding region runs from base 1 to 1731 and encodes 576 amino acids. The record is from RefSeq and is a predicted model, not a curated record. Gene Ontology annotation, molecular function: phosphorus-oxygen lyase activity; serine-type endopeptidase activity. The transcript is spliced from 14 exons.